UUCUGUAAUAAACCAGUCCCCUAGUCAUUGCUGACGAUAUCUCACCUAGGAUUCAGCGAAAGUUGCUGUCUUAGUGAAGUUUUCUUCCUCAUUGUGAUUUGGUCAGGUCUACAAAUGGGGAGGCACUCUUGCUGUUACAAGCAGAAGCUAAGGAAAGGUCUUUGGUCUCCCGAAGAAGACGAGAAGCUUUUAAGUCAUAUCACAAAAUACGGACAUGGUUGCUGGAGCUAUGUCCCUAAACAAGCUGGUUUGCAGAGGUGUGGAAAGAGCUGCAGAUUAAGGUGGAUUAAUUAUUUGAGGCCUGAUUUAAAGAGAGGUACAUUCUCUCAAGAAGAGGAAAAUCUCAUAAUUGAACUUCAUGCAGUUUUGGGUAACAGGUGGUCCCAAAUAGCUGCACAACUGCCGGGAAGAACCGACAACGAAAUUAAGAAUCUAUGGAACUCUUGCUUGAAGAAGAAGCUUAGGCAGAGGGGCAUUGACCCUGUCACUCACAAACCCUUAUCCGAGGUUGAAAAUGGAGACGACGACAAGCAGACAAACAGCAAGGACACGGCUUCCGGUUCAGCUUCUCCGAGCUUGAAGACGAUGAACAGCGGCGAUAAAUUCUCGAUCACUCACCAUGAAACAAUAAGGACCAACAAUCAGCAGCCAUCUGAUUUGGUGGGGCAUCUUCCGAUUCAACAGUUGAACUAUGCGUCGAAUUCGAGGCUCUCGUCCAGCUCGAAUCCUCCUAUCUGGUUCAACCAAACCAGCCAAGCUUUCGAUAUCAAUUCCGAAUUCUCUUCGGCCACGAUGUCCACUUUUCUCCCGCCAUUGACGACGACCUCUUUUCUCUCUUCUCCUAUGGGGUUCAAGCCUUCCGUCACUGUAAAUGGUUCCCACUAUUGGGAAACUGGAGCGGCCUCGGCGAACAACAGCAACAGCAGCAGCAACAGCACCGACCUACAAAGCAACAGUUGUAGCACACCACAGAAAGAGACGACUCCUUAUCCAAUCCAUCUAAUGGAAAGUCAAGCUGAAGACAUCAAAUGGGCUGGACAUCUCAAUAACCCAUUAUUAAUGGCGGCUGCUUUGCAAAACCAAACUCCACAAUUAUACAACACCGACAUCAAAUCAGAAACAGAUUUCUUCACUAAUAAUUCAUCAAACACCAUGUGGCCUCAUUACCACCAACAGCAAGAAGCUAUACAAAAUCCCAGCAGCUUAUGGACACAUUUAGCUUUGCAUCCAUGAAAGUGAAGAACUUGAAUUGAACCGAUACCAUUCUCGUAUAUCAGGUGUGCAUCACAGUUUUUUUUUCCUUUUAAUUCUCGUGUAUAUAGGUCUGAUAUAAAGAUUAAUCAUCACC
This is a messenger RNA of Hibiscus syriacus, 1348 nucleotides long. Its product is annotated as transcription factor MYB61-like. Lineage: Eukaryota; Viridiplantae; Streptophyta; Magnoliopsida; Malvales; Malvaceae. The transcript has 3 exons. The coding region runs from base 115 to 1233 and encodes 372 amino acids. The record is from RefSeq and is a predicted model, not a curated record. Gene Ontology annotation, biological process: regulation of stomatal movement.